UUCAGAUUGCUUCCCUCCCUCCCUUCUUCCCUCUCUUCUCUUCUCUUCUCUUCUCUUCUCUUCUCUUCUCUUCUCUUCUCUUCUCUCUCUUUUCUCUCUCCCUCUCUUCUCUCUCCCUCUCUCUCAAUCUCUCAAUCUCUCAGUCUCUUUCUGACAUGGUCCCACUAUAUAGACCAGGCUGGCCUCAAUUUCUCAGAGACCCACCUGCCUCUGCCUCCAGAGUACUGGGAUUAAAGGCAUAGGCCACCACACCUAGAUGUUCCUUCCUGUUUCUAUUCAAUAUACUCCCAGAAAGUAAUUAUAUAUGUGUUAGUUUAUUUUUAAACAAAAACAAUGGGAACUUUCUGUGUCCGGUGCCGUAAGUGUCUGGGGCUAGCUUAGACAUGAUGGAAUCCUUCCUGCUUAGAACAGAGUACCUCCAUUGCUACUGUGUUACCAGCUUUGUAUGCUAUAUUUUAGCGUUUCCAAAUUAGUUCCAUAUUUUUUCCUUCUGUUAUCUUGUGUGUCUUUCAUUACUAGUGUCUUGAACAGUCUCUCCAUUUGCUGAUGAGGCUAACUUUCCUUAUUAGUCUUCUGUGUUGAAAACAAUAGACAACACAGAUGGCCGUGCUCUCCUUCCACACCAGUACCACAGAUCUUACAUGCAUUUUAGGACAAAGACGUUUUUUAAUUUCAUAGAUUAUUUUGAGUUAACUUGUUACUAAAUAGUACAUCUGUCUUCAUUUCAGAAUCCUGAGUCAUAGAUCGAGUGUGAGACGUUCCCGUGUUACUUGGAAAUGGUCUAUAAAUAGAAAAGUCGUAGCACAUCUUCUAAAUUGUGAGGUUUCCUCCUGGGUUUUGACCCAUCUUUAAUAUCAGAUUGGAUGACUGUCUGUCCAUCCUCCCAACUGAUUGAUCAUCAGAGGGAUUCAUAUUGGGAGGCAAGCAGCAAUCAAUACUGAAGGCUGAGGUCACUGACAGGGCCAAAGACAAUAAUACUGUGUGAAAUUUAGGAUGAAUUGCCUUGGGGGUUUUGUCUAGAUUUACUUAGACAAGGGAGUUGUUUAGACAAAUAUUGUGCUUUUAGGGGCUCUUUGAAGUGAGCAUCUAAUGAAUCAAGGAAGGGCAGUUAGACCCUCUUGGUGAGAGCAUCAGAAGACGAAGAGGAUUCGGUUACAGGCCUUUAGAGCUAUCAGUUGACCUUUCCUGAGGGGGAGAGGAACAUGGACGGCUGGGAAGUUCUUAGUUUCUACUGACUUUUAUAAUCCUUUCACUUUCUCCUAUUUUUUUAUCCCCAUCUUUAUCAUCUCUAGCCCUAGCCUUGAUUCAUUACUCAAUAACACAGAACAUUACAUUAUAAAGGAAAUAACUUCUAAUGGUAGAGACUCUUCCAUCAUUCUCCAUAUUACAUGCCUACCAUCUCAGAAUUAAUCAUCUUAUCUUAAUUGUAAGGAAAGCAAGGUCAUCAAUCCUAUUUGGAUUCAUUUCACAUUUCUAUAUUGCCUUUCUCCACUGAUAGGAGUGAGAGAUGAGUAAAAGAUUCCCACCUACUAAUUCACUGUGGCUUUUAGUUUUACAUGUUUUUUUUUUUUCUCCUCUUGCAAACAUUUGCUGCAGUAACGAGUUGAGCAUUUAUUUUCUGAUUUCUUGUUAAGCUGACCGGAUACCAUUGAUAAAGAUCGGCCAGUAAGUUAGCAGGCACAAACUAGAGACAUAGACACCAGUCAAAGAAUGCCCAAAAUAGGGUACACAUUCUGUUACACUUUCUCCCUGGGCCGAGAAAGGUGUUACUAAUAAACCGCAAAGCCCUUCCAUGAAAGUAGUCUGAGUUCUUGACAAUAUUGUAAUCUAACCAUUCUUUCUCAACAGCAUGACACCCAACCUGAACCCUGUCUUCUCUUCUUACUACAUCUAUAACACAAUUCUGGGCAUCAAGAACUGACUGGAAAAAUAAAAACAUGAACUAUCUGGCUCUCUGGACUAUAUGGGCAUCUUUUUUUUUUUUUUUUUUUUUUUUUGGUCUUGAAAAUGGGACCACACAAUGCCAUCUCUAUAGAAGAAAUAGAUCUGAUGUCCUGCAUUAUUAUAGCUGUAUCUUCAAAGGUACAGGAAAUAAGUGCUAUGGAUAAAAUAGAAAAUGUAUAGGGAAGGCAUCAAUAAGAGAGACAUUCUUCUGGAAAGAUCUUAAGACAGUUACCUGAAUGGUCCAAAGAAAUAUGUCAAAUGGCAAAGUCAACAAUAUACUUUUUGGUUUUUGUUUUAUACCCUCCUGUAGAUAUUAAAGAUUUUUUAAACCACAGAAGUAAUGGCUAACCUGAAAUCUCGUAUAGUGUUUAGAGUUCAGUACUGUCUGUUGCAGCUAUGCACAGGGUCUUGAAUCAGUGUGUGGAUAAUUGAGACUACCAUAUCCCAUUGUGCAACUUUUUUAGGUCUGUAAAUCACUGACUAGUUGUCUUAAUUAAAACAGGAAUUUAUUUAUAGACUACGGUAGCUGUGAAGCAAGGAAGAAUUGAACAGCUGAGACCUGAGCCAGGAAUCUUCUGGGACAUGACUAGAAAAAAAACUGUGGGCAUUUUCUACUCUUUACAACACCCAGACUAGGGAUUGUUUCUUUCAGUUUCAUGGAUUCAAUUUGAUGAAGAGAAAAGUCUGUUAGCAUUAGUGGGGGUGGGGGUUUGGGGGUCCUCUGGCCUGUGCUGACCAGUGACCCCUGAGAAGUCUAGUCGUUGGUGGCCACUAGAGUUUGCCUUUAUAUGCCAUGAGCAGCUGACUCCAGUCUUUUGAAUGGCACUUAGACUUUUUUCUCAUUUCAUGAAGAUCCAUCAUCUUACUUUGCAACUUAUGAAUAAAGUCCCUAAUUUUAGCCAGGCCCUUACCUUAGAGUGAAAGGGGAAAAGAAAGAGAAAAAGAAACUAGUAUUCAUGAAACAGAAAACAAAAAUUAAGAUUUAUUUGUAGCUCUAGCAAUAAUAUGUGAGCGCAUAUAUAUAUAUACAUAUAUAUAUAUAUAUAUAUAGUCAUGACUCCUAGGAAUUACAAGGUUCUUUUUGGUAUGCUGGACCUUUCCUCAGUCCUUGCUCUUGUGUUUACCAAGAGCAUUUAGGUUAAUCUGGAUUUCUUUGGGUGGCAACCACCAUUUAGUACUGAAGUCUGGACCGUUGACAGUCUAGCCCAGAAAACACAGUCAUUUGCUGCUAACUUCUCCUCCAGACUCCAUUCAUGUCCCACCAAAUCCCCAUCUGUCCCCUGGCAGCUGAUCGAUCAUUACAACCUACUUGAUUCUGCCUGUUCUUUUUCUGUCAGGGAUACUAAUGACCCCCAGAAAAUCUGAGGGUGACUCCUGCUCUCCUGAUCAGCCUGAAUAUAUUACUCAACAGAGAUCUGCCCAGGGCCUUCAGAACUUAGGGCCUAGAAUCAUAGAGGACAGUUAGACUUGCUCAUGGUGAGUGGAGGAAACCGUGUGUGUGCAGGCUUGGGUGGAUGUGCAUUGUAGGUGUGGACAUGACCAUGCCAGGAUCAAAGAUCUCAGACUCAUGGGAAAAGGCCAAAGCCUUCCUGGGCCAGGCCCAGGCAAAUGACAAAGCUUCCUCUAUAGAGACUGCUCCUACAGAGAUUAGCUAAACCUGCCUACUGAGCCAACUGAUACCAUAAACCCUGCCUUCAUGUUUAUCUGUAGUAAUCCCACCUCCCUAUCCUACUGUAUGCAGUAAGCCUGCCUCACCGUUCAAAAGUAGAUUAAUAAGCUCACUGAGUUUCCAGGGUGUAGGACAAGUUGAACUGUGUCACCAGACAGAAAUUUCAACUGGUAAAGUCAAGCAGAUUAAGGAAUCCCGGCGAUUCUCAUAACAGAACAGUAGGCAUUUAAAUCUGCAUUUAAAUCCCGACCAGAUUCUUGUCCUGGAGCAUGUGACCAUGACACCUCACUAAGAGGACCAUGACAACUGGUCACAUGGCAUAGAGCCCAGAGUUCUCCAUGCUAAUGAAGUGUCUAGGUGUGCCACCCAGAGGGUUUAACCAGUAAGCUUCUUAGACAUUUCCCUCCUGCAAAAGGUAUUUAAUCUCUAGCGCACCCUGAGUAAAUUUUAUACACCCUUUUCACCAUGAAUAAACAGUUGGGACACACAUAGACUGUUUCAUCAAGAACCACUUUGGGGGAAGCCUUUGUUACAGAGUUGCACAGCCUAAGUCUCUUGCAGACUGCCCCUCUGCGCUCCUGACACUCACCCGGAGCUGAGCCAGAUUCUCCCAUCCCAGAACUCAUCUCAGGCCCAAGGGCCAUGUUCUUAACUCUUCCGCAUUCUCAUUGGUGUCUGGGUACCCGUGAGUUUGAGAACCACAGCCUCGAUCCCAGCCUGCGCUGUUUCUCACCCGAAGAGAUAAGGGUUGGGGCCGCCAUCUUAGGCUUCAUUCUACCUCCCCUGAGCGGCGUGUCCCACGAGCCAGGCACCCUGAAGGCAGUGAAGAACUAACAGUCUAGAGCCCCCGAGUUUGUUUUGUCUCCCUGAGUGGCAUCCACGCAUACCAACGACAAGGCGAAAUGUAGAACCACACUAGGUGCUGUGGUUUCUCCAUCAAAGACCCCAGUCCACCUAAACCCAGUGUUUAUUUAUAUAAGCAUGUCCAUUUGUCUGUUCUUUAUUCCCUUAAUAGUCCUCUUAUCAGAUCAAGUUCCAAGGGCCAUACAAGGAUGCAGCAAUUGUUGCUAACCUUUCAUUUAUUACCUGUAUCCAUGCAGAAAGAGAGAUAUCAGUGUGUAUGGGCCCUAGGGUCAGCAUGAGCUCUGUGUCAGAAGCCUACACCCUACCUCUCAGAAUGCUGCUCUUAUCCCCACUGGAAACCCUUGGAAACAGUGAUUCUGUUUUCAUUUUGUUUACCACAGCAAUAAUAGAAGUGAUUUCAAAUUUUCCAUUGUGAAUGUAAUAUAUAUAAUAUAUAUGUAUAUUACAUAUAUAUGCACUCAUGUGUGUAAGCUCUCUUCUCUCACCUUCCACCUUAUUAUUUGAGACAGAAUCUCUUACUGGACAUGGUAGUUAAUCCAUUUAGCCAAGCUAGCUAUCCAGUGAGCUACAACUUUUUAUGAGGGCACUGGGGUUGCAACUUAGGUCCUCACACAGUUUUACACACUGAGCAAUCUCCCCAAAUUCUUCAUUGCUUUUUCUUUAAAGGGUACAAAUAUUAAGUCUCAAAUUUGCACUGUUUUAAAAAUAGACAUGAUUUAACAAUUUUUUUUGCAAAGAAAAUAGUGUCAAGUCUCUUCAGCAAAGUAACACCUUUAGUAAGUUACAUCAAAUUAUCCAAUCUUUCCCGUAGUUUUAUCCUUUUCAGUAAUUCAUGCUGUUCUGGAUUCUGUGGCAAAUUACAGAACUAUUUUAGGAUUAAGUUAGCUGGAAGACAUUGCUUCAGGGAGAGGUUUUUGUUGCCCGUUGCCCUAGCAAUGUGUUCUUGUUUCCUUUGCCAGUUGGUUUCUCAGUGACUGGAGCAAUGCUGAGUCCUCUGAAAACUCACCUCACCCAUCCCCACCCCAGACCCCGGGUGUGAGCAAGCCUGGGGCUUUUCCCAGGAAUUGGGUACACUCCUGCCCUUCAUGUGUACAUUUUCAUUUCAAAUAAGGGCUGAGAACAUUAUUUGGAACUUGUGUUUAUUAGAAAACUCACCACUGGGCUGUACAAUCCUUUGGUUGUAUAACAUGUGAGUCCAAAACCCUGGCUCCUGAUACAUUUGUCUCUACAGCGCACAGCAGCCUAACCCUUUCCCAUAUACUGAAGCACUGCUGACCGUCUUGUAAUGAUUUAUGAUUUCUCAACAACCCUAGGCUGUAAGAUCCCUAUUUCACUAUUUACUGUAAUUUUCCCAGUGGAUGUUUAUCAUGAAUUUGAAUGCAUUGAUAGGUCCCUUUUGGCUGAGGAAGAUAAUUCAGUUCUGUUCUUGGUUUUAACUCACUUUGUGGAUCAGUUGCUUUCAUAAAAAUUUUGGCUUGUGGAAUCCAUUUUCUCUCAGAACAUUGAUUUUUCUUCUGACAUGCAAUUUAAAUUGGAGCCGUGUUUUCUGGUGCAAUGAUAGCCCUAAGACACAGCAAAAUCACACUGAUGAUUAUAACAGUCCCCUUGAGGGGGGUCAAAUAUUGGUGUGAUGCUAAAAGCAAGCUAAUUAAUUAAACAUGAUUAGGACCGAUUUCAUGUUUGAGCAAAUGGAUCCGAGGUGUAAUGAAAGGAACUGUGGUGCGUUAGCUGAACAGAACAUGCUGACAGGACUCUAAGUCCUCAAUAUUCUCCCACACGGAACGCCUCCUGUUGCUUCAGUGGUCUUCGUCGUCGUCAUCGUCGUCGUCGUUUGGUUGGUUUGAUUUGGUUUUCUGGAUCACAUUAUACAUUGAAGAGAGCAUCUGAAACAACAAAAAUACUUAAAAGCAAGUAAAAUGAAUUUGAGAAUAUGUCUGCUGAACCAUUCAUUGGAACCCGAAUGUGAACACCUUAUACCUGAGUGUUCUGGGAGGAAAAGCAUCGUAGUAUUUCCCCUGUUUCUAGAAGAUAUACGCUAAGCCAUAAAGGGACUGAAGAGGUUUGUGCCACCAUCAAAGAUUGGAACAGUACAGAGACGGUGAUUCAUUCUUAGCGCUUUGCCACAGGAAUUCCUCUAGGGUUAGUCAGGACUCUAGGUGACUUUUGGAGAACAGCUAGCCUUUUGUAAGCACAGUUACACAAGCAUGCCAACUGCAGCCGUUACUCAGAUGUGGCAUUGCUGCCAAAUAUGUCUGAAGAGUUCUAUGGACCUGUGCCUUUAUUGAUCUUUAAAAUGCUUCUCCUUUCUACCAGCUGAAUCACCUUCAUCUGGGAAAGGCAGCAGCAUAUUUAUCUAUACCACUAUGUCAACUUCCCUGUUCUCUGUCAGAAUAAAGAUGAGAAGGGUUUGAUUGUUUGAUAGCUCACUGGAGAAUGGAUGGGCCAAUCACACUGUUGCUGUUAUUCUAAAUAAGUAUGGUGGGUAGCAGAUAGCAAGGGUCUAUGUGCAUUAGUAAAUUUGAGCUGGUUAGAAAGCAGGAAAUAGAUACCACUGCCAAUGCCAAUAUUUGUCAGAGUUCCUGAUGGAAAGUUGGAGAGCAAAGUUAGUGAGUCCAAACUUGAAGGUAAUUUUUAGAGGUUGUGUAUGAACUGAAUGGCCUAGUUAAGAAAACAAGCACUGGUUUAUGGGUUUCCAGGAACUAACAUACCAUAUGGGGCAGCCCAUACCAAGACUCCUAGGCUUGAAGGAGAAACACAUUUCCAGUGUUAGGAAGCUGACAAGAACUGAAGAAGAGAAAAGCAGCAAUCAGUAAGAGCUGUGACUGUGGAAGAAAGAAUAGCUUCCAAGAUCUUGGUGCAGUAGACGUGGAAUUACACAGCCUGUUUCUUCUUUUAUUCUCUAAACUUCUUGCUUGUGGUGUUAGAUGUUCUCAGCUAUCUGGCAGCCAUUGGAACUGAGAAACAAACUAGACCAAUCAUAAUGUAUGUAAAGAUUCAGGCCUGGGACUUGACUGUAGAGCGAGCUGGAAGGACUGUGUUCCAGGACCUUAAUGCAUUCAGAGUUCUUUCUCUUGAGCUGGUUUUGUUUCUUCAAGAUCAGUGUCGAACACAUGCCUAACCCUAGAGUAAAAGACUCCUGGGAGCAUAGCAGGGGAAAAAAGCCAAGGUUUUGAUGUCAGGAAGCAUAUGACCUUUUCUAGGUUAAUGAUGUGUCCACCGUGUGCAGCAUUCCCCUAGCCUAAAGAACAUUUAGCAGCGUCAGGGAAGGCCAUUCAGUAUUGGGCAGGUCUAUACAUUUCCCAUGAAUCCCACUUUAAUUGUGACCUCCAUAUCCUCUACUUUUUCUUGUGAUUUUAACACUUGAGUUUAAGUAUGUUGUCUAAUUUUCAAAUAUUUGGGAAUACAUUCUACAUAUGUCUGAAAAGAGUAUGUAUUUUUCAAUUAUUGGGUGGGAUGUUUUAUAAAUACUAGGUAAAAUUUGGUAAUUCUUUAAAUCUGAUAAAUCUUUUGGUUUUACAGUCUUAUUUUUGAGAGAAGGUCUCACUAUGUAGCCCAGGCUAAACUGAACUUAGUUGACCUUGAACUCAUGGUAAUUGUCCUGCUUCAGCUUCCUGAGUGACGGAGUAACAGGCUUAAGCCACCAUUCCUGACUUCUCCACUGAUUUUCUGUCAAUCUUCUAUGGUGAUUAAUAAGAGAGUAAUACUGAAGUCUCUCGGCAUAAUUUUGAGUUUGUAUAUUUUGCCAUCCAUUUCUGGUAGUCUUGUUCCACGUACUUUCCAGGUCUUUCAUUAGGAGUCAGUAGUGCAAAUCUAAGAUUGUUAUAACUUGCUAAUAAAGUGAGACAGUCUCCUUAUGCCAUGCUGGCCCAUGCCUGCUAACUGCCCGAAGUGCUGCCAGUACUCCCUCCUCUACCUUUUUCCUUUGCAUUGGAAGCUUGUACAAGUGUACAGCUUCCCCUACCUACUCCAAUAGUUGUCCUUUCAUCCGUGGUUUCCAGCAAGUUUGCGUAUUGCUGGUUUGUUGUGUUUGUCUUGCUUGUGGUUAGUUGAGCCGUUUUAAUCCAUGAGUUUAUAACUUUGUUCAAACUUGAAAAACUAAAGGUACUAUCUCUUUGAAUAUUUCCUGCCCAGUCCUACGUUCCCCAUUCUAUUGGUGCCAGAAUGCUUAACAUGUCAGAUACGUUGCCAGGGCUCAUUUUACUCUUCCUUGGCAAUCCAAAAAUCGGUGUUUGGCAGAAAUCACGGACAGUUGAGUGGCUCACCUCACACAUUUCUGCUGUCCCAGGGAUUAGACUGCUGCCUGACAAUGAACACCUAAAACUGAUGGUUGCCUGAAGUCGGUUUGUUGUGUAUGGCGGGAGCUUAACGAUGGGCAGUGGGCCCUGAAUUCACUUCUGUUUACUUCUUGUUUCACCUUGAGCAAGGCUAACUUCCCCCAUCACCACUUUUCCAUCUUUAAAAUCGGGAGACUUUAUGUCUACCUUCUAGGGUCCUUGAGAUCCCCAGUCGUGUGUAUUGUACAUAAAGUGUAUGAUGCAGAAUGAAUUCCUCAUAUCAGACGUUACUCAUCCUUAGAACAAUCAGUUUGUUGGCAGGCUUAGAGAAGAUGGCUGGCACAAGGCGAAGGGAUGUUGAAAAGUCUGAGACACUUGAGCAAAGGCAGUGAUUUGAGAAUCUGGCCAUUUCACAGAGACUUCUGACAGGCAGCUCUCCUGAGGAAUUUGGAACAUAGGAUACUUAAGGUCACUUAAGGCAAUAGGCCAGGCUUCUCUGGCUAGAAGAGCAAAGAUUAUUAGCAGGCAGGGUGACAUGCCUUAUAACCUCAGUGCUGCCAGUAAAACCCAGUGCAGGUAACUGGAGAAUACCUGGCCUGCAAUUAAGGUUAAUGGUAACCUACUUCUAUAGCGAUUGCUAUCAGAAUUGUGUGUUAGAAAAAAAAAUCUGUAUUAGGCCCAAAGGACUGGUCUUUCUCAUUCUUUUGGUUACAGAAAUGAAAUAAUGGAGCAUACUUUCAUACUUUUUUUAACAUCAUGCCUAGAGCCUUAUUUUAUUGUCAUCCCUUAAUGUUUAUAUUAACAUUAAUAAAAAGAGCCUUACCCCCCAAUGCCCCGUUUAUGUUGCUUUUUAUGUCCUCAGUUGUGUGAAUCUCAAAAAUCAUUUCCGAAGAAGUUCUACAAAUUUCAUUCGUGGGAGCUGGAGAGAUGGUUCAGUGGUUUAGAGCACUGACUGCUCUUCCAGAGGUCAUGAGUUCAAUUCCCAGCAACCACAUGGUGGCUCACAACCAUCUGUAAUGGGACCCAGUGCUCUUCCCUAGCUACAGUGCAAUCACAUACAUAAAAUAAAUAAAUCUUUUAAAAAUCAUUCAUAUGUAUGUUUUAUAAACCAAUGCUUAUCAGUUUACAGUUUUUUCUUAAUCAUCUCUCUUUAGAUCAUUACAUAUCUUUUUAACCCAGCCUUCCUACUGUGGAGCUCUUCACAGAAUAAUUGGAAUAAAAUUACAAGAAAAGAAAAUAUGCUAUCAGUUUUUUGUUAUUGGUUUUACUUUUAGUGAUUAAAAUUGUAUGCUUUCUGUAUUCUUGAUUUUGCUUCAUACUGUUUAAUAAAUAUAUUCCUUGUUAACCAACAUACCUAAUUUUUUUUGAUAACUUAGACAUUAGAAGUACCAACAUCUAUUUUCUUAAGCAUUUACUCUCUGAGACUAUGCAGAGGCUCUUAAUGUCUCAGGACUCCUACAACUUCCUAAACAUUUUUCAGUCAGUUUACACCAGAUCUUACCUAGAUGUACCUCCCCUUAGUCUUUACCCAUUCUCAACAUAAUUUGUACUACUUUAAAUAUGUGACUCUUGUUAAAACGUUCAGCAAAACUAUAUUCACAUAUAGGUUUCUUUAUUUGCAAGUCCUUAUCUCUCUGAGGAAAAGGCCAUAUGAGACAGUUAAUUGUAAUUAUCAUUAGUGUAUAUUGAUGUAACUCUUUAAAAUACUAUGUCUUUGGAAGCUAUGCCUAUAAUAGACUUACUGGGCUCUAUGAUCAUGAAUUGGACCUUCAGUGAAGCAAUGUUUUAAUGUCUCCAUGCAGACCCCUGAGGGUCUAUCGUUUUCAGAGCUGAUCAGCCACUUAGCUGAAGCUAUUACAUCGGAUGAUGUGAUUUCUAUUUUGGGUGCUUGAAGGACUUGGAAUCUACUUUACUGGAGUGCUUCCAUAAAUUCUUAUGAGCUCAAUUAUUCUCCUUAACUUCUUUGAUGAAAAGUCGCUUUGCCCUUCAUUUACAGAAGUGAUAUUUAAUUUAUCUCCAUUGUGUGUAUUAAUUUUUUAAGCCAGGAUUUACUUGCACCCUUGAUGCAGUUCAUAUACCCACAGCCUUGGAAGCUUCCUUGGAGAAAAUAAUUUGGAUCCCCAUUCAUUACCAGGCUUAUCCUUAUUAUUGGACUUAUUGGUGAGGCAAUGAUGACGUGAGGAUAUUUGAUACUUCAAGGUUAAGCAGUUAGUAUUAGAGGCAGCCAGGAAUCAAGCUGAGUGGUCAGAAGCCCAUGGUCUUAGUCACUCGCACCUUCUUCUUCUGUCUUUUACCUCAACAUCCCCAUCUGUGGUUGGACAAUAAAUGAUGUCCCUCUGUAAGUGUCACAGGAGGUGUUCUCUCUAGAAACUGGACCUUCAUCCAAAGUUUGCCACUAAGUGUGAUGGAAAUACUGAAAUCCCACUGGGGUUUCCUUCUGCUGUAGAAUGGAUGGGUAGAUGGGAAGACAUAUAAGAACACUUUCUGCUUCAAAUAGUUUUCAUUUAGUUUGAAGUUAAAAAUAAUUUUAGAGAUCCAAACAUUUCAUUCCUUUAUAUUUGGUAGCUAUCAUCCUUCCCUGUAGAUUCUCAAACUACUGUAGCCUGCUUCUCACUCCAUCCUGCUUUCUGGUCUACCAACAACCUUCUUCUGCUCGGACACACUUCCUUCUGAUAGAAUCCCAUCCCGUAGUGGUGAGGACCUGGUGGUGCUUGCUCAUGUUUCUCCUGGGACGGAGCAACACAAUUUUUUUUCACAGAAUUUAUCCACAUUGCUAAUUCUGUUACAUGCUAUCAUUUACCACUGUGGUGGUGGAGGUGUUGGGAGGUGAGUCCUGACACUGUAGAGCGUUGAAUCUGACUGAAGCUAGCCAUGAGCCUCUUUCCAGCACUGUAGGUAUGGGUGUGUAUAAUUACGCACAGAGCUGUGUACUGUCACAUUUCCCACACUCAUUCAGCCAGAGCAGGUUUCAUGGCCAGAUCCAAUAUGUGUGUGGUUAUGAAACACUGCCUCUCAUAGCAGUCACAGAGACGGGAGGACGAUUCUGAACUCACACUGCCACACAAGGAGGGCAGCCAAGAAGUCAAACAGUAAUCCUUGUGCCAUGGGUAGAGAGACUGACUGCAUCUGGGGAAGGUGGACUUUUGAAUGCUGCCUCCAUUGUAAAUGGCAUAUUACCUUUUCUUUCUGUCUGUUCCCACUGUUUUGAUUACUGACAGCAGCCCCCAGGCUGAUGUCGUAGGUUAGCCUCAGCCAAGUGCAGCUCAUCAUUUGAAUGUUUGGGGAAAGCACAGACUUUCAAAGGUGUCGCCUCUGAAGGCUUUCCCUGUGACAACUUCAAUGAGCAGACAGCAAAAGACCUUCCCAAUAAGGAUGGAGGGACUUGGGUCCUGGGUUACAGAGCCAGCCCACCCUGUCCAUUUCUGCUCCAUGAAGACAAGGAAAAGACAAGUAGAAGUGAAUUGUACUUGGAUCUCAACUCAUACAUUGUUAAAAAUGCCUUGCUGCAGCCAGAAUUCCUCAGACCUCUGGGGUUGGCAGGAAGCUGUCCUACAGCCUGACCAGAGCCCCACAGAGCAGGACGACAGGACUCCAGGCAGACUCCAAGCUGUCUGGCCACCCCCAAAGACAAAGGACACAGAAGAAAAAGUGGGACUGAAGUACACUGAAGCAGAAUACCAGGCUGCUAUUCUACAUCUGAAGAGGGAGCACAAAGAAGAAAUCGAAAACCUGCAGGCUCAGUUUGAACUUAAGACAUUUCACAUCCGGGGUGAGCAUGCAUUAGUAACAGCAAGACUUGAAGAAACCAUUGACAAUCUCAAGCAACAGUUAGAAAAGCGCCGGGGAGAAUGUGAAGAGAUGAGAGAUGUGUGUGUUUCCACUGACGAUGACUGCUUUCCAAAGGCCUUCAGAAAUGUGUGCAUCCAGACAGACAGAGAGACGUUCCUCAAGCCCUGUGAUGUUGAAAGCAAAACGACCAGAAGCAGCCAGAUAGUGCCCAAGAAACUGACUAUCUCCUUAACCCAGCUGUCUCCCUCAAAGGACAGCAAAGACUUCCAUGCCCCACUCCAGACAAGAGAAUGCAUCCCCUCAUCUAGUCAGCAGAAGAUAUCCCCUCCAGCUCCUCCCACACCACCCCCUCCCCCUCCCAUCCCUCCCCCUCCCCCUCUCCCACCUGGCCUUGGACCUUUGCCACCAGCACCACCCAUAUCACCUGUGAGUGCUGGAUCACCACUGCCACCUCCUCCACCUCCUCCUCCACCUCCCCUGCCUCCAAGUGCUGGACCACCCCCACCUCCUCCUCCUCCACCUCUUCCUAAUGUCCAGACUCCUCCUAACAGUGGAGGUCCACCUCCUCCUCCUCCUCCUCCUCCCCCGCCAGGACUUGCACCCCCACCUCCUCCUGGACUGUCCUUUGGACUCAGUUCUUCUUCCAGCCAGUGUCCUCGUAAACCAGCCAUCGAGCCCAGCUGUCCCAUGAAGCCUUUGUAUUGGACUAGAAUACAAAUAAAUGAUAAGAGCCAAGACGCCACACCAACUUUAUGGGACUCCUUAGAAGAACCUCACAUUAUGGACACCAGUGAAUUUGAAUAUUUAUUCUCCAAGGACACAACUCAACAAAAGAAAAAACCGCUGUCGGAGGCCUACGAGAAGAAGAACAAAGUCAAAAAGAUCAUCAAGUUAUUGGAUGGAAAGAGAUCUCAAACUGUGGGAAUCUUGAUAUCUAGUUUACAUCUAGAAAUGAAGGAUAUUCAACAGGCCAUAUUUAACGUGGAUGACUCUGUGGUUGACCUGGAGACCUUGGCGGCCUUAUAUGAAAAUAGAGCCCAAGAGGAUGAACUGACUAAAAUAAGAAAGUACUACGAGACAUCCAGAGAAGAAGACUUGAAGCUGCUGGACAAACCUGAACAAUUUUUGCAUGAGUUAGCCCAGAUUCCCAAUUUUGCUGAACGUGCCCAGUGCAUAAUCUUCAGGGCUGUAUUUUCCGAGGGUAUCACAUCCUUACAUCGAAAAGUAGAGAUUGUCACACGGGCCUCAAAGGGCCUGCUGCACAUGAAGAGUGUGAAGGAUAUCUUAGCUCUCAUUCUGGCUUUUGGAAAUUAUAUGAAUGGAGGAAAUAGGACUCGAGGGCAAGCAGAUGGAUAUAGUUUAGAAAUUCUGCCCAAACUCAAAGACGUCAAAAGUCGGGACAAUGGGAUGAAUCUGGUGGACUAUGUUGUGAAGUACUACCUGCGGUACUAUGAUCAGGAAGCCGGAACAGACAAGAGUGUUUUCCCGCUCCCUGAACCACAGGAUUUCUUCCUGGCCUCCCAGGUCAAAUUUGAGGACCUCAUAAAGGAUUUGAGAAAACUGAAGCGUCAACUAGAAGCAAGCGAGCAACAGAUGAGGCUGGUGUGCAAGGAGUCCCCAAGGGAGUACCUACAGCCUUUCAAGGACAAACUGGAGGAGUUCUUCAAGAAAGCCAAAAAAGAGCACAAAAUGGAAGAAAGUCACUUGGAGAAUGCACAGAAAAGUUUUGAAACAACAGUGGGAUAUUUUGGAAUGAAGCCAAAGACUGGAGAGAAGGAGGUCACCCCCAGCUAUGUGUUUAUGGUGUGGUUUGAGUUCUGCAGCGACUUCAAGACCAUUUGGAAGCGGGAGAGUAAGAACAUAUCUAAAGAAAGAUUGAAAAUGGCUGAGGCAUCCGUCAGCAAACUGACAUCAGAGAAGAAAGUGGAGACAAAGAAAAUCAAUCCCACUGCUAGUCUGAAAGAACGACUGCGUCAGAAGGAAGCCAGCGUGGCCACCAACUAAGAUGAAAACCAAAGGAAGUUACAGCAUGAGAGGUGGUGCCGCGGUGCUCCUGCGGACAUGAGUGCCGUGGGGAGUCCCUGAAAGAUCAGUUAGGGACAUUUGCUCAUCUCCUUCUGAGGUCAUCUGCAGAACGUGCCCUGUGCCUUCUCUGAGAAGUCUCUUGUCAAUCCAUGGAAACAAUGCAAAGCUAUGUAUGGGAACACUAAAGGAAUAUUUAAUUGUUUCUUACAGAAGUCCAAAGUCCACCCUAUAAUAAGAUCAGAAAAAUGGACCAUUUUUUCACAUUUUAUUUAAGCAGAAAUUCUAAGCUUUCUAGUGUAUAACCUUGUCAUGGGAAAAGAGGUGAAUCUUUUAUGGUGACGCCCCUGAGAGAACUCAGGCCUUGUUCCUCACACACUACAUUUUUUUGUAUUGAGCUUAAUUUUUAUCCUGUUAUACCAAGAUCCUAUGGCAUUUCCACCAAAAAUAUUGAAACUCACCAGGACUGUUUUUUGAGAGGAUUUAAUGUUGCGUGCCUAUCACCCAGACUAGAGAAAUGAUUUUGGAAAAGGGGGAAGAGGAGGAAGAGGAAGAGGAGGAGGAGGAGGGAGAGGAGGGUGAUUGAUGAUGGUGGUGGUAGUAAUGAUGGUAUAAUGAAAAGGCAAGGAUUGAAAUUCCACGUGGGUGAAGAGGGAGUAAUAACCAUAAACCUUACUCUGGAGAAGAAGGUAGACGAUGAAAGUGAACAUCAGUUAUUGAGAUAGGCCCAUUCAGUUAAUAUGGCUUCCUGACAAGUAGGGAUUCUGUACCAACUUCUAGUAGAAACAAGGCGAGGACAGACCUGGAUCAAGAGGACUCACUUGAGUGAGGAGUUACAUGGCUUCAAAUCUAUUGUGGACAGCAAAUAAACACUAUACAGAUAUGCAGAUGAGGUCUACACUAUAUUCUACAACUUGUAUCCUGGUCUCUCCCACCACCCCCAGCAGUUCCCAGACAGGAGAACAAAUGCCACUGUCCCCUUUUAUCAUGACCUUGUGAAGGAAGUUAGCCAGGGGGCAUUUGCUGUCCAAAAAAAAAAAAAAAAGUGUGAGCAGAAAAGAGGUUUCAUAGUACCAUGAAAGCAGAACACUUACGUUAAUAUUAACCUGUGACUGGACUGUCAGGACCAGGUGGUAUUUUCUAGCUCUGACCCUUAAAUCACAGAGAAAAGCUACCUUGUCCCUUCUCCCUCCAUCUUUACCCCUAAGCCACCAAUGUUUGAGCUUCCCCGGUGAGAGAACAAGAAAGAGGCCCGAGCAUGAACUGGCGAUUGUACUGAAGACUGUGGUUUUUAAGCCUUGAAGUAAUAAAAGACCAUGCUUUCAUAUUGGUGGAGACAGUCUAGAGUUGCUCAGAAUCCUGUAGCUUUUGCUGAUCUGGCUAUCUCUGGCUGCCAUGUGGGGCCUGCCUCUUGCCUCAGAAACUUUCAAGAACCUUUGAACUUGCCAGAUACCUUAAGUGUCUUCCCAGAAUCUGCCCACCAGUCAUCAGCCCCCCACUCAGGGACACUCUGCUAAUAGACUCAAGCUAAGGAAAGCCACAUCACAGCCUGACAUAGUGCAAACCUUGUAAAGCAAGAGUCGCUGGCAUCUGAUAAGUCACUGAUGCCAUUUUCAUGACAUCAUGACAGUUAGCCUAUAGGUGCUAACUGUCUUUCAGUGGUUCAAAGGAAAGAGAAUGGUCACAUGGUUUGUUUUCCUCAAAAUGAAGGGGUGGCACAAAAGAGACAAUCAAAUAUGGAACUUAGCAGGGUUAGAAUGGCUAGACGUCACUGUUCCUUUCCUAUGUCUUUCUAGUGUUGUUUUUCAUUGUUCUCACUGUGAGGAAGGGCGAGAGUCUUAACCCACAAGGCAAAUUCCACAUGCAGACAUCCUUACUCCAUGGCGCCCUUGUCAGUAUUGAAGUAUAAAAGAGAAAUGCAAUUUUGCCCAUAGCACAGCAUUCUGUGAGAUCUGCAUAAGCCUAGAUCUUUAUGGAUCCUGUGGGUGGGUUGAGUAGGAACCGAGGGUUUUCCGUGGUGUUGAUGCUACCUCAGGUCUCUAAGAUGCACAUGAGUCAACACAAGCAGCGCUGUCUCUCCCUUGGUCCACAGCAAAGCCUGCAAGCUGUCAGGAAGUAGACCGUAUUAUUGCGUGUUGGGGUCGGGGGGCUCUGUGCUUCCUAACAUCCUAACUCUAGUUUGUAGUACUGACCUUUACCCCUUCAAAAGUCAAAGAUAAAACCCGUUGGGUUACGGAGGCUGCAGAGAUGGCUCAGCAGUUAGGAGCACAAGGUGUUCUUGUAGAUGGCCUGAGGUUAGAUUCUAGUGUCCAUGCCGAGUGGUCCACAGUUACCUAUAGCUCUAUCUUAGGGAAUCUGACAUCCUCCCUGUCCUCCAGGGGCACCUGCACUCAACAUGCACACACACACACACACACACACACACACACACACACACACAUACAUGCCCCCACACAGAGACAUACACAUAUGCACAUAAUUUAAAAAUAAAAAUGAGUCUUAAAAAAACAAAUGGGGACAUGAUACAGCAAGACAAAUGAGAAAAAAACUACAAGUAUACUUUUGACUCAAAUAUCACAUUUUACAAAGUAGUCUAGAUUGUGUUAAAAAUCACUACCAAGAAGUAUGUAUUUUCUUUGAUUUUUAUUUUCAUUUUUCUUUGUACUUAUCAAAAAAAGAUGAUGAGAAAGCCUCUGUUUCCAUAGAUGUAUUAAUAUACAAAUAAGUUUAAUUAUUGAAUCACAAAGUGGACAAAAGUGGACAUACUAUCAAAUCCAAAAUGGUAACCAUGCUAAAUAAGCAUGUAUGAAAUUAAAUGGUCGUGAUGGCCAGUGGGUGGGGACAAAGAGCCUAUGAAUUUUGAAGUCUAGGAUUGUCUUCGGGAACUCAGUCUAGAAAGGGCCACUUAGAGAAUGACAUGUGUUCUAGAAUUGGAUUGUCGCUUCUUCCUGUGAACCCUCCUUAAGGGGACUUUAUGCGUGAGCAGAGUAUCAGAGGACCAUGAGUACAGCAAUUCAUAGUUGAGCUGUGCUAGCUUGAGGGAUGCUGCAGCUAAGUAGGGUGGACUGGGUCAAGCAAGGAACUUAGCCACAUGUCAGCUCUUUCAUGGCGUGAGGAAAUUCUCAUGCAAGUGAGACAAGUCUGUUCCCAAACUGUAGAGCUGUAGAAGAUUGAUUAAUUUUUAGCCCUCACAAAAGACAGAUAAUCUUGGAUACAUACAUCUUCAUCUGCUAUCUAUAGAAAGAUUCAUCCCAACUGCUAGAAGCUAUGAGCAGUACAGAAUUGACUUAAAGAAAGGUACCUCCGAAAGCCUCAUCAGCCCAGCAGCUCUGCCCCUGUGGACUUAACCCAAGUGUUCUUAAUGCUGGUGGCAGUUACACAGCUGUACGUGACCAAGAGGCACAUUUUGUGUCACCCCUGCUUUCCUGUCAGCCAUUGACACCGUCUUAGGAUCUCUCAUUAUUAGUUUCUCCAUUCUACACCUCCCUUCUCCUCAGGGAUGGGCAGUCUACCAUACUCCCUCAAGACAGUGCUUUGCCAAGAAGUGGUAAAUUUAAAAGUUGAAGCACGUUUCAUGAGAAGCCAAUUCAGUGGCCUUAUUUGUUUCAAGACACUGCCUUCUAUCCCAUUUGGGGAGCUUGAAUACUUAACAGCUUCCUGAGAAACAUGGAGACAUUAACACUGACUGGGUCAGUGUUAGCUCACUGACUGGGUCUCUUCAGCUGUCAGGUUUCUGCCAAAAGAAUACUAGAAAAAACAAAAGAAGCCAUUGCUGCCCUUAAGCAAAACUUACUGGUCUCUAUUCUGCACUCUGUCUCAGCCCAACUCCAAACGCCCUAUGGCUGACCAGUGCCACUGAGGCCCUUUUAUUUCUCUGCUUUUCUCUUUUCGUCAGUCAGUAUCCCGCAGGAACCCUUUAUCUCAUACAUUUGCUGUCAAAUUCUUGGCCUAGAGGAGACUGAACUAACCUCAGCUUGUUUGUUUGCUUGCCUUUAAGGAACAGAUCAAGCCUACUCCACACACUGUAUACUUCAUACUACAAGCUCCAUCUGUCUUCAGAUAAUUGUCUGAUUUUUUUUCUUAGUCUUAAGUAUACAGGGAAUCCCCUGGAGGCUGAUCCAAUGGCUUCUGUGGUUCCACAGUAUUUUUCAUGGUUCCUGUGAAACAUGAUUGUGCUUGGCUGCCAAAGCACCAAUGAGUCAGUAUGCUCGGGCAGAAAUGAGCAUUCCCAAGGAUUUGACAGGGAAUAAACAGGCCCUAACACAUUAAGGAUGUGACCUAGGCUGAGUGUUACCUUAAAAUGCCUUGUGUCCUCCAUCUGUGAAGCUAUAAAGAUCUCUUAGAGUGUUAGAGUGGAUACUCAUCUAGUGAAUAGUGUGAAUUUCCAAUGUGUUAUCUUAUAUCAAGGAAGAAGUCAAGUAUGCAUCAGCAGGUUUACCAGAGUCACACCUCUCCUCCUCCACUGUUCUCUUCCAGGUUUGAUUUCCAUCUUAUAAAGCAAGGUAUUUUUAAUUGUUCACCUUAAUUGGGUUUCCAAGACCAUACUUCUCAAACAAAAUGCCAGCCCCAUAGACACUGAGCACCCAGGGAGGUUACUCUGCUUCUCCAUAGCAUCACUUACAGAUGUUCAAAAGUGAGCAAUUCUGGGAAUCCAUUGAGUGGAUUUUAAUGUGUUUUAUGUCUAUAAUAUAGGAAAAGGUACGGUCAUCGUGUACAAAUUGUACUGAUUUUCCAUUGAAGGGCUAAAAGGCAUUUAGUAUACAUGAUAGGUAAGUUUUGUGAACUACAAAUACCCUUUUUCCUCUUUUUUCAAAAAGACAUAUUCAUUUUUAUUUUAUGUGUAUGACUGUUUGCUUACAUGUAUGUAUGUGCACCACCAGUAAGUGUCUGUAGAAACCAGAAGGAGGCUGUCAGAUCUGGGCCUGGAGUUCCAAACAGUUGUGAGCCACCACGUGAGGGCUAGGAACAAACCUGGAUCCUCUGCAAAAGCAACAAGUACGUUAACCCCUGAACCAUUUCUCCAUCCCCCUUUUCCUGAUAUAGUCUAAGUGUUUGAUGUCUGACCAUCAGUCUCUAGUGGUUCGGCACAGAUUGUGGAAGGCAUUCCCUACUCUUGGAAGCAAACACAUGAAUAAAGAAGAAAUGUAAAGUGGUUUUAUCUGCAGUGAUCCAAGUAGAAUUUGUGGGGAAGAAACCUACAGGCAUGGGUUUCUUCCAAAAAUCAUUAAUUUUUCUAAUUCUAUUUUACAACUUGCUGAGACACAAAUACUGUGCCCCUCCUAUUCUACUGACCACUGGCUGUGUAAUCUUUGAGGAAUAUAUGCUUUUAGGAAAAAGGAUUUCCCUUUAAGGUAACAAUCUAAGAUACUCUCUGAAAGGCAGAAAGUUUACAAAUUAGACACUGGGUAUUUUUUAAGAACCUUUAGUGGAAGCAUGUCAUCAAUUCAUCACAGGGUUUUCCUGUCUUUGAAUUAUAAUCCAGACUAGUGUGGGAAGCAGUCUCCCUGGACUUUGAUUUAGGGAUCAUGCUUUGGCCUGGAAAAUGAGCAUUGGCCUGCAUGUCUAGAGGCUCCCUGAAAUCAGUUAGCAUCCUAAUGUGAGUCAGAUGCUACAGAAAUGCAAGGCACUUCAAGUCAUUUAUGGUUUGGCUUGGUUUGGUUUUUCUUAGCACCACCUGGGAUCACGGAGGCUACUUCCUUAGAUUCACAAGACCUGAGCAGUGUUUCCUGUCUUCCUCCUGAGACAGGGAAAAUAGGAAACAGGAGAGAAGGAAGAAUGAACAAAUCCAUUGCCAGUGCAGUGUUUUGCACAGCUUUUGCCAUGAUAGCACCAGGGACAGGUUUUAAUAGAAAUUCAAGUCAUUCUUAUUACAAAAAUAGGAGUGUCCGCAUGUUGUUAUGACAGACUGUGCUGCAAAAGCAGGUAUUCCAAUGACACUGGCCUAUGCUUGGCUGAGUAACUUCCGGCUUCAGAUUCUGUUACAAGUGUCACUUGCCCAAGGACCUUACUGUUCCUUCUGAGCAUCCCAGCACCUAGAGUCACCUAGCUUUCCUCCAUCCACGUUUGUCUUCAGCUUCUCCUUCCCUCACAUAUCUCUCUGGAAGGAACCUUUGCAGCUUCUCCUGGACCCAGAUACCCUUUACGUCUGCAGCAUAGACACCAAAUGUCCCAUAGUCCUCUCACGCCCUGUGCUCCAGCAGUCAGUGUUUGGACAGAGCACUACUGUCACCAAGGAGCCUGUGUGAGACACACUGCUGGGACAGCCUCUUGUUAAUGUCACCAUCACCUCAUCACUCAGGCAAAGAGGGGAAAAUCCAUAAAAGAGGUGGAAAACGCAUUUCGUUUUUUUUCAUUUUGUUCUACUUUAUUAAAAAGGUUGGGUGUUCUAGUUCUUGGUUUCUCAUAGAUUUUUAAACUAAUUAGGGAACACUUUUGAUCCAUCACAGCAUGUCACCAGCCAUAUAAGGCUCAGUCUAGGACUCUCAGCCUCCUGCGCUGCUGGACACAUUGACCUCUGUGCAAACAUCUUGAAUCGUAAGACUUCUUACUGCCACUCCAUUCUUGCUACUGCUCAUGACGCAAAUGUCUACCACAAUCUGAACUAGGAUGUUGACAUUUUGUGGUUAUUUUCAGAUCAGUAAUAACUGCUUUGCUCUUCAAAGCACUCAUAGAAAGUGUAAGCAUGUCCUGAAUAGUUUACUGCUCUGUCAUGGUAAACUCAGCCUUUCUGUUCAAAUAUCAGACCAAUCCAUAGGUGGAAAAUUAACCAAUAAAAUAAAGACAGCUUUGGAAAGGAGAAGGCACUUUAAAGACAUGAAACCUUGUAUCACAUGCUCUUGGAUGUUUUUAAGCAUAAUAAGCUAACUGGAUUUGGGUAUAUUCCCUUUAAGUUAAAAAUAAUAUGUAUUUCUAAUUUGCAUAUUUAAUUUUGUCAACACUGAGAAAUGUUCAUGGGUUGAAUUUGUAAAUGUAAUUUACAACCAAAUGAAGUAUUUAUUUUCAAAAAGAAAAGGUGGAGGAACCAAUAUCAACUUGUACAUAAUGAAAAUAUGCGUGUAUAUAUAUUUUUCCUUCUUGACACUACUUGAUCAUUAUAUCAGGUGUAUUUUUGUACAUAAUAUAUAUUGGUUAGAAAAAUUUAGAUUGUCUAUUGAAAGAAAUUCUAUCUCUGUGAUAGAGUAUAUUUAUCCUAAUCUAUUGAUAUUCUGAUUUGUUUUAAGAGAUAGAACUCUAUUUUUUAAACUUCCAGAGAAUUGCAUUCAUGGCUUCCACUUGUAAAUACGCUAAGGGUAUUUUAAUAAAACUUGGUUUCAUGUCCA
Molecule: messenger RNA, 21881 nt
Organism: Rattus norvegicus (Norway rat)
Lineage: Eukaryota; Metazoa; Chordata; Mammalia; Rodentia; Muridae
Source: RefSeq, a predicted model, not a curated record